AUGGCCCUUAGAAUUUGCUUCUUGUUCCUUGUGAUAGCUUUGCCGCUUGCAGUUAGCACUUCAACUUCUGUCCAAAACGGCCUGAGUUCACUUUCAUUUAGCUACUCUGGCGCAACUGGCCCAGAUAAAUGGGGAAGCUUGAGCCCAAAUUUCUCAGCAUGCUCAAAUGGGAAGAUACAAUCUCCUGUGGACAUCGUGAAGGGCAUACUUACCCCUAGCAAGAGAUUAAAGCCAUUAACCAGAGUCUACAGUGCUUCAAAUGCCACUUUGUUUAACAACGGCUUUAACAUUGGGGUGCAUUUCGAAGGACAUGUGGGGACAUUGGAUCUGGAUGGUAAGAACUAUGACUUGAAGCAGAUGCACUGGCACUCUCCCUCUGAGCACCGCCUUAAUGGAGUCCAAUUUCCAGCUGAGCUUCAUCUACUUCACCAGGCAUCUGACCAGAGCAUGUCCGUUGUGUCAGUUCUCUUCCAAUUCGGCAAGGAUGAUAUAAUCAUCUCUAAGAUUAAGGACAAGCUGACUGAGCUGGCCAAGGAGACGUGUAAAAAGGAAGAAGAUGCUCAAAUUCCCCUCGGAACCGUAGAUAUCAACGAGUUCCAGAAGAAGAGCCGGAAAUAUUUCAGAUAUGUUGGUUCUCUCACCGUUCCUCCAUGCACCGAGAAUGUCGUAUGGAACAUUCUUGGAAAGGUAAGGACCAUUUCCAAGGAUCAGUUAAAUGCUCUAAAAGCACCAUUGGAUUCAGCUUGCAAGAACAACUCAAGACCACUGCAGCCUCCUAAUGGACGCAAAGUCGAGCUCUACGAUGAGCUUAGGGACCAGUAA
Messenger RNA from Prunus armeniaca (apricot), 822 nucleotides. NCBI's taxonomy places the organism in Eukaryota, Viridiplantae, Streptophyta, Magnoliopsida, Rosales, Rosaceae. The record is from the annotation of a GenBank genome assembly.